AUGAAUUGUAGGUGGACUCUCAGGGCAGCGAAAGGCCACUGGAUGGUGAACAUCAUCCAGCAGUGCUCACAUGGAUCCAUUGGGUUAUUUGUGCCACCAAGUCCACCUCUAGACCCUGAGAAGAUCAGAGAGUUACAGCGCUUCAUCACCCUGUCCAAGAGACUCCUAGUGAUGACUGGGGCAGGAAUCUCCACUGAGUCGGGGAUCCCAGACUACAGGUCAGAAAAGGUGGGACUCUAUGCCCGCACUGACCGGAAACCCAUCCAGCAUGGGGAUUUUCUACGGAGUGCUCUAGUCCGCCAGCGGUACUGGGCGAGAAACUUUGUCGGCUGGCCUCGGUUCUCCUCCCUCCAGCCUAACCCUGCACAUUGGGCCUUGAGCAACUGGGAGAGACUCGGAAAGCUGUACUGGCUGGUGACCCAAAAUGUGGAUGCCUUGCACACUAAAGCAGGGAGUCAGCGCCUGACAGAACUCCAUGGAUGCAUGCACAGGGUCCUUUGCUUGAACUGUGGUGAACAGAUUCCCCGGGAGGUGUUACAAGAGCGUUUUGAAGCUCUGAACCCCACCUGGAGUGCCGAGGCCCAUGGCCUGGCUCCUGAUGGCGACGUCUUUCUCACAGAGGAGCAGGUACGGAGCUUUCGGGUCCCGUCCUGCCGAUGUGGAGGCCCCCUGAAACCAGAUGUCGUUUUCUUCGGGGACACAGUGAACCCUGACAAGGUUGACUUUGUGCACAGGCGUGUAAAAGAAGCUGACUCCCUCUUGGUAGUGGGAUCAUCCUUACAGGUUUACUCUGGCUACAGGUUCAUCCUCACUGCCCGAGAGAAGAAGCUCCCAAUUGCAAUACUUAACAUUGGGCCCACACGGUCAGAUGACUUGGCGUGCCUGAAACUGGAUUCUCGCUGCGGAGAACUGCUGCCUCUAAUAGACCCCUGCUGACCACAGUCUGAUGCUCCUGAGUCAGAAACUGGGACUUUCACUUGAAUCCUGCUCUUAAAGAUCCUUGAGGAUUCCUC
Messenger RNA from Puma concolor (puma), 1013 nucleotides. NCBI's taxonomy places the organism in Eukaryota, Metazoa, Chordata, Mammalia, Carnivora, Felidae. The record is from RefSeq and is a predicted model, not a curated record.